CACAUACUCAUACAUAGUACUGUAGUAAUACCCUCCCUCCCUCCCUCAUGGCUCCUCCUCCCAUUCACAUCCUUGGACUUGGGAGUAUCGGCACUUUCAUCGCCCAUUCGCUACGCUCCUUGCCUACACGUCCGCCCGUGACCUUGAUCUUACAUCGACCUGGCUUGUACGAUCAGUUCCUAGCCCGUGACGGAAAACUACGCGUCCAGAUCGGGGAGUCUGGCCCCUCAGCCGAACAGAAUGGAUUCGACAUUGAACUUCUGGGGAAGAGCCCGAACUCCCCCCACCAGCAAUCGACCGACCCCAUACAAUGCCUGGUCAUCACCGUCAAGGCUUCAUCGACCAUCGCCGCUCUACAAUCCAUCCAGCACCGGCUCAACCACCAGUCCACCGUCUGUCUCCUCCAGAAUGGCCUGGGCCAGAUCGAGCAGCUGAACGACCAGCUCUUCCCCAACCCACACACCCGCCCCACCUACAUCUCCGGCAUCAUGCGUCUCGGCGUGUAUCUACGAUCGCCCUUUGACGCGGUUCUGGCGGGCAUGACCGGCUCCGUUACCGUGGGGACCGUCAACGACAACGACAACAACAACAAUAAUACCAGCACGUCCACCCGCUACCUCCUGGAUCGGCUGACCGAGUCGCCCAUCCUGCAAUGCACCGAAUCGCCCUGGUCGGACCUCUUCCAGGCCCAAUUGCUCAAGCUGUCCGCCAACUGCGUGAUCAACCCGCUGACGGCGGUGCUGGACGUGCGCAAUGGCGCUCUCCUGAACAACCUCGAGGUCCUGCCCCUGCAGCGCCAACUCCUCCAGGAGGUCUCGCGGGUCUUCCAGCGGCUGCCCGCCCUGCGCGACCGCCCCGACGCGCAGCAGCAGUUCGCGUUCCCUUCGCUGGAGGCCUCGCUGAUCAGUGUCAUCCAGCAAACGGCCAGCAACUCGAGCAGCAUGCGCGAGGAUCUGCGCAAGGGCCGCGCGACCGAGAUCGAGUUCAUCAACGGGUGGGUGGUGCAACAGGGAGAGGCCUUGGGGGUGGAUUGUUCGGCGAACCGUAUGCUGCGGCAGCUCAUUCGAGCCAAGAGCACUUCGGCCGGGACGGAGGAGUAGCCUCUCUCCGCUGUGGGCGGUGAGGCUUGGCGGGAGUAUCGGUGUGUCAUAUAUCACCGGCUCAUGGGCGUUUUCGGAGGUUCAGACUGCUCAUGGCUGCGAUCUACGAUGUGCGGUAGACGGAGGGCUGCAUCACGA
Aspergillus uvarum CBS 121591 is the source of this 1238-nucleotide messenger RNA. RefSeq names its product ketopantoate reductase family protein. Bases 48 to 1100 code for a protein of 350 amino acids. Gene Ontology annotation, cellular component: cytoplasm; mitochondrion. The record is from RefSeq and is a predicted model, not a curated record. NCBI's taxonomy places the organism in Eukaryota, Fungi, Ascomycota, Eurotiomycetes, Eurotiales, Aspergillaceae. Gene Ontology annotation, molecular function: NADP binding; 2-dehydropantoate 2-reductase activity. The transcript has a single exon. Gene Ontology annotation, biological process: pantothenate biosynthetic process.